Macrosiphum euphorbiae (potato aphid) is the source of this 882-nucleotide messenger RNA. Lineage: Eukaryota; Metazoa; Arthropoda; Insecta; Hemiptera; Aphididae. The record is from the annotation of a GenBank genome assembly.
AUGGAAAACGCAAGUACCGGCCAACGUUCAUCUUCCUGCAGUCAAGAAACAUCAGAGCAGAAACAUUGUUGGGUUUGUUUUGGUACUGACGAUGAUGAUUAUGAAAGUAGCAGAGAUUGGGUGUCACCAUGUAAAUGUCGCGGUUCUACACGAUGGGUUCAUCAGGAUUGUGUUCAACGUUGGGUUGAUGAAAAACUGAAAGAAAAUCUUAGUGUUAAAGCACAUUGCCCUCAAUGCCACACACAAUAUAUUAUUGUGUAUGAUGAAGUCAAUUAUUUUGUUCGAAUACUAAACAAACUUGAUAAGACAGCUAAUCAGCUAUGUCCUUUCUUGGCAGCUGGUGUUGUGGUCAGCACUCUUUAUUGGUCAGCAGCUUCUUAUGGAGCAAUCACGAUGAUGCAGGUAAUGGGUGAAAGGGAAGCUAUAACAAUGAUGGAGAAUACAGAUUCAUGUAUGUUGCUCUUGGUGUUGCCAUCAAUACCUCUCAGUCUAAUUCUAGGCAAAACGAUUAAUUGGGAAGAAACCUUACUGUUAUUUGUGCAGAGAUUUACUUCUCAACUACCCUUAUUAAGAACAAUCAUGCCUUCGUUUUUGUGUGAACCUGUCAACAAUUCAACGAGUACAGUCCAAUUCAAUUCAGUCGUUAAUCCAACAACUACUCUUUGCGCUGCACUUUUAUUGCCAACUACUGCCACCGUAGUUGGAAAUUUAUUAUUUGACAAUAGUUCAUACUCAUAUUUACAAAAAACUUUAUUGGGUGGGUUAGUGUACAUUGCAGUAAAAGGUGUAUUUAGAAUAUAUCAAAGACAACACAAUAUUAUAAAAGAAAGAACACGUAAAGUCGUCGACUAUCCUGAAACUGAUACUGAAGAAAAUAAUUAA